UUUCCGUAAGUGGCUCGGAAGCGCACACAAGUCACACCUGCCUGGGCGGGCAUGAAGAGGAAGAGGCCUGUUAAAGCUUAAUGGGGUAAUUGAGGGGACAAAUUUUAUGGGGACAGUUUCCAUAAUGUAUGCUCCGCAUGAGUAGAAUCAAAGAGCCGUUUCCUUGUUUAGCCAUCCAAACUCCAAAGGCGUCUUCUUCCCCGCGCUCUACGCUUCCCCCAAAUCCCCUCCCAUGUCUCCUCACGUAGCACGCCAUGAAACCCUUCUUCCCAUCUCUAACCACCACCCUCUUCAAAUCUCUCUCCUCCUCCCCACCCAAACCCUAUCUCCGCACCAUCUCCUCUCUCGCGCCACUCUCACACACCUCCCGCUUCGCACCCCAACAAUACCUUCACCUCCUCGACUCGUGCAUCGACACCGAACACCUCAUCCUCGGCUCACAGAUCCACACCCGAAUCCUCAUCUCGGGCCUUCGCGACGACUCCUUCCUCUCCGCGAAGCUCAUCGCCUUGUACUCUCUUUGUGGUGAUCUUAAGACCUCUGUUUCCAUCUUUGAUGAGUUCCCCAGUUGCAACGUGUUCCUCCUCAACGCCAUGAUCAGAGGUUACUCCUCCAAUGGGUUGUAUCACGAAGCCGUCGAUUUGUUUCAUCGUAAGAGGAAACAAGGAAUUAAACCCGAUUCGUAUACUUUUUCGUGCGUUCUCAAGGCGUGCGCUUCAAUUUCGGACCUUUCACAAGCGAAAGAGCUCCAUGAAUUGGCUGUCGAAUGUGGGUUUGGUUCAGAUUUGUUUGUUUGUAACGCAUUGAUUUGUGCGUAUGCUAAAUGUGGGAGUUUGGAGGAUAGUAGCAAAGUGUUUGAUGAAAUGCCCCAACGAGAUGUUGUGUCGUGGAACUCUAUUAUUUCGGCUUAUGGGUUUGAAUUGGAGGCUGUGCAGAAAGUGAAGAUGAUGUUUCGGUCUGGUUUAAAGCCGGAUCAGGUUACUAUCAUUAGCAUCUUAUCAUCCUGUUCUACUACUAUAGUUGUUAGGGAAGUGCAUGGAUAUGUUUUGAGAAUGGGAUUUGAGAACACCUCCGUGGUUCAAAACGGACUAAUUUCUGCUUACGGGACGUGCAGUAGAGUUAUUGAAGCUCGUAGAACUUUUGAUAGCUCGAGCUUAAAGGAUCGAGUUACAUGGAAUGCAAUGAUCUCUGUCUAUGCUCAGAAUUUGUUAUUUGAAGAGAGUAUGCAGCUUCUUAGAGACAUGAAGCUGCAUGGUUUUGAUGUUGAUGUAGUAACCUAUAGUGGGAUCAUAUCUUCCUUUUCUCAGAAUGAUUUAUCUGAUAAAGCAAUUACGGUCUUUGCGGAAUUGUUAAGCACUGGAUUGAAGCCGGAUGUUGUAGCAAUUGCGAGUGUUCUUCCAGCAAUUUCUGGUCUUUCUUGUUUAAAUUACUGCAAAGAAAUCCAUGCUCACUCUCUCAGGCAUAAGUUAGAACCUGAUCGAAGGGUUCAAAAUGCUCUCGUUUCAGUCUACAGCAAACAUGGUGAAAUCCAAUGUGCCGAACAAGUGUUUAAGGCAACUGGAGAUAGAGAUGUGAUUUCGUGGAGCUCAAUGGUUGUGGGUUAUGCACAGAACCAAUAUUUUGUUGAAGCCCUUAAUACCUUCAGGGAAAUGGUAAGGGCUAAAACUGAGCCGAACUCAAUUACGAUCACAAGUGUUCUUUCAGCCUGUGCAGGUGUCUCUGGGCUAAGGCUAGGGAAAGAACUCCACUUGUGGGCGAUAAAGAACAUAUUUGAAGACCACUCCUUUGUAGGGGCUGCUUUGAUAGACAUGUAUGCGAAAUGCGGAAGGAUAGUGGAGUCUAGAAGAAUGUUUGAUCUAGUAAAAGACAAGAACGUGGUUGCUUAUAAUGUGAUGAUUGGAGCUUAUGCUUUCCAUGGUCAAGGAGAAAAUGCACUUGAAAUGUUUAGAACUUUAGAAGAGCCCGACCACGUCAGUUUCAUCGCGGCCUUGUCGGCUUGUAGCCAUGGGGGAUUGGUUAACGAAGGCAUGGAGAUAUUCAACAGCUUGAAGAACUUCACAGUUAGCCCUAGAGAAGGGCAUUAUGCUUUAAUUAUGGACUUGCUUGCACGCGCGGGGAGAUUAGAAGAAGCUCUCGACUUAAUAGGGACAAUGCCGACGAAGCCUAGUGUUGAGAUAUGGGGAGUGUUGCUUGGAGCAAGCAAAGUACACAAUAAUUUGGACAUCGGAGUAUAUACGGGAGCUCAGAUACUCGAAUCGAAGAGUGUUAGUUCAGGGUAUUACGUGCUGUUAUCGAACAUGCUUGCAGAGUGUGGGAGGUGGCAGGAUGUGGAGGUGAUGAGGGAGAUGAUGAAGGAGAAGGGAGUGAAGAAGUGUGUUGGAUUUAGUUGGAUAGAAUUAGAUGGUGUAGUUCAUUCUUUUGUGGCCAAGGGAGGAGCACAGUAUCCUGAGGGGGAUGGCUUGUUCUUUGUAUUGAGUAUAUUAAAUGAGCAUAUGAAAGAAAUGAGAUCAUAGGAGAGUACUUGAAUCUGGAGCUCGACUCGACUUUAUCAAAGUUGUGAAGCUAUUUCAGAAGUUAGGCCAAACAAUGAUAAAGAUCGAUAUUCAUAACGCUGCCACCGAAACCAGCGUCAGUGUUGUGAUCACGGUGGAGACGGAUGCAGGGUUGGGCUUACCGGAGAGUGUGGUUGCGGCGGUCGACCUGAGUUCUCGCAGAGACGAAGGCGGUGAAC
This is a messenger RNA of Ananas comosus (pineapple), 2731 nucleotides long. RefSeq names its product pentatricopeptide repeat-containing protein At5g16860-like. The transcript has 2 exons. Gene Ontology annotation, molecular function: RNA binding; protein binding. Bases 255 to 2513 code for a protein of 752 amino acids. Gene Ontology annotation, biological process: RNA modification. The record is from RefSeq and is a predicted model, not a curated record. NCBI's taxonomy places the organism in Eukaryota, Viridiplantae, Streptophyta, Magnoliopsida, Poales, Bromeliaceae.